Messenger RNA from Magallana angulata, 2461 nucleotides. RefSeq lists its product as uncharacterized. The coding region runs from base 20 to 838 and encodes 272 amino acids. NCBI's taxonomy places the organism in Eukaryota, Metazoa, Mollusca, Bivalvia, Ostreida, Ostreidae. The transcript is spliced from 3 exons. The record is from RefSeq and is a predicted model, not a curated record.
UCAGCCUAUAUUGUAGGACAUGUUAAAUGAAAGCAUGGAGUUUCAGAAGCUAAGUGAUAUCGUCUUUUCGGCCAUUAUUUUCUGCUCAAUGUUCGUUAGAAAAAGUAUCUCAGUCUGGUCGUUGUUCCGUUUAGAGACAAAUUUAAAUAACCUACUGUUCAACCACGGUCUUUUGGUUCAGCUAAAUGGCAGUUCUGUUUCAGAAUGCUCACUGAAAUGUUUGAUGAUGGACAAUUGUGUCUCGUUCCAAAUUCAGGACGACCUUGAACUCUGUCGGCUGUACUGGACACACUUCCUGCUAUCUUCAACAGGAACGCCAUCUAAUGGUUGGAAAACGUACUCUUCUGUUGGUUCAUGCAAAAAAGGACACCUAUAUGCCAGACAAUAUGGUUAUUGUUUACAUUAUGUCGGUCAAUUAACCGCUAUUCAAGGGACAGAUGUAUGCCGAGACAACAGUGAGGAACUCAUUAAAGUGGAUUCACGGGAAGAGAGUGUCUUUGUUAGUGGAUUAGCAUAUUCAUUUGUGAACAAUACGGAAGGCCAAGGAAGCAAUAAACUGAUUAUCGAUGGAGUAUUUUCUAAUGAAGCUUGGGUUUCGUUAUUUGGAGAUCGAUCCAGUUUAAUAUACACAAAUUUCUUCAAAGACGAGGCGCUCGGUUCCGAAAAUGACAGGGUCAACAUCCGUCCGAGUAGCUCCACCCACAUAGCUGAAUAUGAUUGGACCUCUCAACCGGGAUUGCACAAUACGCGGACCAUUCUAUGUAGGUAUUAUCCGAAAAAAUGUCAAAUAGGCAAACCUCAAAAGAAAACAGUUGCAAUUGAGUACCAAUGUUCAUGAACACCGUUUUCUGUGUUGAGCAAAUGUUUUGAAUAUUUUAUUUAAAACGCUUACAGAGUAAUUGAACUUACAGAAUACAAACUGACGCUAAUAACAAGUUUCUAUACAUUAUGUAAUAAUGUUUAUUUAAGUAAUUGGUGUUUUAAUUCCACCAAUAACAACGAAGACGUCAAUUAUACUGAAGUUAUUAUUACAAUGGAAUCAAUUAAACGCUGAAAAUACAGAAAAAUGAUAGGCUUUAGUUGCACAAUGUACAUGUUAUAAACUUUAAAUGUGUUUGACUUCAUGUACAUAGAUAUAUUUUUAUUUAUCAAUGAACAAUUUUGGCAAGUUUAUGUAGCUAAAAGUUCAAACAACGAAUUUUAAAUUGACUCUGAAAAUGCUUAAAAUAGGCUACGGUUUCAUUUUUUGAAAAUGCUGUAUUUACAAUUUUGCGAGAUGAAACAAAUCAAAUAACGCACUGAUGGAUAGCUAACGAUAUUUUAAAUGCCUUUAUUCUUCAUAUUUCUUUGAAAGCAAUGCAUUUCCAUUGUAUGUCUCUAAUUUUUACGCCGUUUCAUAAUUAGAAAAGAAAAUUGCAUCAUUAUGUAUUACCAAAUCAAUACUUGGAGAUUAUUUAAAGUUCUUUGAACAUUUUAAAAAAAAAGUCGCCUCAUCUAUUUUAGUAAUAUUAUUACUCUUUCAAGAAAAAUCAUACAUAACAUCUUUGGGAAUAUUCAUGUUAUUUUAGAUAUGGAUGAUUGAAAACAAAGACAUUUGGUCAAUAAAAGAGUCGGGUUUUAUAAUAGUGACAAUUGUUGUCUUAUGGUUAUUCUUUUUAUAAAUAGAAAUAUAUUGGUAACAAUGGCAAAAUAUGAUCAUAAGAGAUGAUUUAAAAAGUAGAUAUAUAUUGCAAAAUAUAUGGAAUGAUUUUUUUCUUUGAAGGUUGUUUCGAGUGAUUGAUGUCUUAUUUUAAAUUGUUAUCAAUCAUUUCCUUCUUUUGGUAUUCAAAACUUCAUGUUGUAUUGGCUAAUUACUAUUUUUCUGCAUUUUGUUUCUCAGAGGUCUAAUAUAUAAAAUAGUAUGAGUGCUUUACAUUGAAAUAAAAAAAAUAAGGCAUAUACAAGGGAUUGGGCUCUGAGUUAACUCUUUCUAAAAUACGUUAGUGGCAACGAACUAGGGCCCUGACUAAACUCUAAACUUUCUAAAAUGUAUUGAAUUUAAACAUCUCACAUUUUGAAGAGUAAGUGUUCAUUCAGAAUUACAUUAUGACAAGAUCUAGUUACACCAUAUAGUUCCUUAAACAAAUCAAUAAAGUUUAUCAAGUAAAGAAAUCAAAUAACAGAAUGUCGUCUUCGAAUGAAUAGAAUUGCCACCAUAACUCUUCCAAAACUACGAUUUUUCAUUUUUGACAUUGCUUCAAUAUUCUUUUUGUCCUCUGAUUGUAUUAAAAUAAAUUUGUACGUAUUUAAACUUUUGUUUGUCAUCCUUUUAACAGUGCAGUUUGAAAACAAGUAUCGAGACGGGAUUGACUAUCGUUAAAACAUUGUAGGAAGACUCCAUCUUGUCGACAGUCAAUCGGAUUGUCUUAGAAACUUAAAAUCCUUCAGUGACAGUAAAUUGAGACAUCUGUGUCUGCAUAAA